AUGGUCGCGCCUCAGUCGUCGACGUACCCUCGCACCGACUUUCCCGAGGACCUCGAGUGCCACCCUCUGCUCGUCGUCGACUACGCCAAGGUCGCUGCGGGCGACGAGCAAGAGAUCGACCAGCUGUACCAGGCGUGCACGGCCCUCGGCUUCUUCUACCUCAAGCACCAUGGUGUCGAGGACCUGACCGAGCCCAUGUUCGCCAUGGGCAAGGCGACGUUCGAGCUCCCGGACGACGAGCUCAUGCCGUUCGAGCAGGGCGACAGCGGCAUGAGCGCCGGGUACAAGAAGGCCGGCCUCAACAACGUCGACGCCAAGGGCAACCUCGACACGGUUCACUUCAUCAACGUCGCCAAAGAUGACGCGCUCGCGUACCCGGAGGUGCGCCAACGCACUUACCCCCGCACGGUCGUCGAGCGCAUGGACACGGUCACGGCCUUCGUCCGCAAGUCCGACGACGUCCUCCAGACGCUCAUGGCCGCUCUCGAGCCUCGGCUUGGCCUUCCCAAAGGGACGCUCGCCGCCCUGCACAAGGAGGGCGACAUCUCGGGCUCCGAGUCGCGCUGCAUCCUCAAGCCGGCCGAGGGCGACAAGGGCUACCUCCCCGAGGGCAAGGGCGACGACGGAAACCCGGCGGCCGCGAUUGGCGCACACACCGACUUUGGCGUGAGCUCUCGAGCCUUCUUCGACCGACGACCGCCUCCACGCCUCUCGAUGCUGCACGGCCGUGGCUGCGGCGGCCUCCAGGUCCUUCCUCCCGGCACGACCAAGUGGCAGCACAUCCGCCCCCUUCCCGGACACGCCGUAUGCAACGUCGGCGACACGCUGUCGGUGUACUCGGGCAACAUCUUCAAGUCGAACAUCCACCGCGUCAUCCCUCCCCCUCCUCCGCAGAACAAGGACCCUCGCUGGUCGCUCGUCUACUUCCUCCGUCCCGGGUUCGACCAGCCCUUGACGCCGCUCGUCGACCAGUCGGACAAGAUCCGGGCGCACGCCGCACAGGACGCGGCGAUGCAGGCCCUGCCCAAGGGCGAGACGGCCGGCAGCUGGUACAAGCGCAGGAUCAAGAUGCAGCGCGUCGCGAACCGGACGGGCCCCGAGAGCUGGAAGGCGUCCAGGGGGACCGAGCACGACCCGAACAAGGAGUAA
Rhodotorula graminis WP1 is the source of this 1149-nucleotide messenger RNA. RefSeq lists its product as uncharacterized. Gene Ontology annotation, molecular function: dioxygenase activity. Lineage: Eukaryota; Fungi; Basidiomycota; Microbotryomycetes; Sporidiobolales; Sporidiobolaceae. The record is from RefSeq and is a predicted model, not a curated record. The coding region runs from base 1 to 1149 and encodes 382 amino acids. The transcript has 7 exons.